CACCGUUAUAGGUACACGCUUCUAAACAAACUGGGUUCUAUAUAUAUCCACAGAAAAGCUGCUACUACCAUAACCAUACAUAAUCAUCAAUAUAGAAAACAAUGGAGUUUCAUAUGUUGGGGGCCAACGACCUGUCCAUUGAAUGGCAAGAUGACACUCGAUACUGGGAAUGGGGACAUAUACCGGAAUCAAGGUUCCCGGAGGUGUGCACACUUAGAGAAGUUUGGUGGCUUGAGAUCCACGGAAAAGUAGCAGCUGUGAAUCUGUCACAAAACAAUACAUAUGUCGCCUAUCUUGUCUUUCGAACUACUGAGAAUUGCUCUGGACUUGAUGCGCCAGCAAAAUCAAGUGUAAGUUUUCGUGGGGUAAAAAGGGAGACUGAAAAUGUUUAUCUUCAAACACCAGGGCGUGUGCGGCAGGACUAUGUGAUUCCUCUUAGGAGAAACGAUGGGUGGAUGGAGAUUAAGUUGGGAGAAUUCGAGUACAAGGAAGGAGAUGAUGGUGAAGUUGAGAUGGUGUUUAAGGAGGUUACGCUGAACAAGCGGAAGAGUGGUCUGAUCGUGGAGGGAAUCGAGAUUCGGCCUAAAUAACCAUUCUUCAAUCUUCAUUUAUAUAUUAUAUUUAUUCAAAUUAUACAAUUAAUAUACUACGUACUUUGUUAUUUAAUAAUAAAAUGUAUAACUUCGUAAUAAAACUAUUUAAUAUAUGAUUUCUUAUUUUAGAUACUAUAAGUUAC
Messenger RNA from Lactuca saligna, 736 nucleotides. The record is from the annotation of a GenBank genome assembly. Lineage: Eukaryota; Viridiplantae; Streptophyta; Magnoliopsida; Asterales; Asteraceae.